Messenger RNA from Alnus glutinosa, 4628 nucleotides. RefSeq names its product eukaryotic translation initiation factor 5B-like. Bases 385 to 4305 code for a protein of 1306 amino acids. The transcript has 13 exons. Gene Ontology annotation, molecular function: translation initiation factor activity; GTP binding; GTPase activity. Lineage: Eukaryota; Viridiplantae; Streptophyta; Magnoliopsida; Fagales; Betulaceae. The record is from RefSeq and is a predicted model, not a curated record.
UUCAAUUCCACAUGGCCUUUGUCAUUGAAAAUCAAAAUCCACACCUUUUAGGACAACCCUAGAAGAAGUAUAUAUAUUGCUCUCCCUCCUUCCCCCUUCUCCUCCUCUUUCUCUUUCUCUGCGUUUCUCAUCAGCACUCCUUGUCUCAGCUGCUUCCAAUCAAGCAAUAUUUGCUGCGUGUUUGAUUGACAAAAUUAUAUAUAUAUUAUAUAGUUUUUCAGAGGUAUAUCUAUUUGAUUCGUAUUUCUCUCCGCCAAAAUCGAUUUGGGUAAGGGGAUAAAGCAGCUCGAGAGAAGCAAUUUUCAUCAAAAUCUGCGCUUUUCUCAGAUCUGAUUUCAUUGGCUCUGAUUGUUAGGCUUCUUGAACAGAAGAGCCGAAUUGUGAAUGGGUCGAAAGAAGCCGACGGCGCGUGGGGACGACGAGAACGCUUCGGCUGCCGUGUCGAAGUCGAAGAAGAAGGCGCAGUUGAUCGACGAUGAUGAGUACGCCAUCGGAGCCGAGCUGGCCGAGGAGCCAGAGGCUCAGGAGGACAAGGUCGUGAUUACUGGGAAGAAGAAAGGCAAAAAGGGGAACACAAAAGCUCCGCAACCCAAGGAUGGGGAUGGUGAGAUCGAUAACGAAGAAGAGGAGGUUUCUGAGGUGGUGUUUGUUGGGAAGAAGAAGAAGGGGAAGUCGAAGAAAGGCGGUGGGAACGACGCUUUUGGGUUCGGGUUGUUGGGAGAGGAAGAGGAGGAAGUUGGUGAUGAUGAGGAUGGACGGUCUGUAUUGACGGGUGAGAAAGAUAGUGAGGAAGAUGAUGAGGAACAGACGGUGAGCUUUUCUGGGAAGAAGAAGAAAAAGAAUGACACUAAGAAAAGUGGUGGUAGUUUGUUCACUGCCUCAGCUUUUGAUGCCAUCGAUGAUGAUGAUGAUGAUGAAGCUGAGGUGGUUGAUAAAGUUGAGGAUGGUGAUGAUGAUGAGCAGGUGAUUGUGUUUACUGGGAAGAAGAAGAAGUCAACCAAAGGUGGUGACAAAGGCAGUCUCUUUACGGGGUCUGGAUUUGAUGGGCUUGGUGAUGAUGGGGAUGAGGAUGAAGAUGUUGCACCCAUUACGUUUUCGGGUAAGAAGAAGUCAUCGAAGUCUUCGAAGACGUUGAAGAAGGCCGAUGGCAAUGCGUUUAGUGCUGUGUUGGGCGAUGAUAAUGGAGAAGAAGCUGUUGAUGAUGAUGAUGUUUCUGCAAUUGCGUUUUCGGGUAAGAAAAAGUCGUCUAAGAAGAAGGGUAGUAGUGUUUUUAGUGCGCUGGGAGAUGGAGAUGAGGUUAGGAAUGUGGUUGAGACUGAGCAACCGAGUGUGGGAACUAGUAGUAAGAACGAAGAGGUGAAGGAUUCUUCAAAGAACAAGAAGAAGAAGAAGAAGAGUGGAAGGACAGCUGAGGAGGAGGAUGAUUUGGAUAAGAUUCUUGCGGAGCUUGGUGAGGGGCCUACGGUAUUGAAAUCGGCUGCUCUUCCUCCACAAGAGGAGAAACUUGAGGUUCAGCCUGAAUCAAUUGCUGUGGUAGAGGAGGGGGUUGAAGACGAGAAUGUGGAGUCUGCUGCGGCUAAGAAGAAGAAGAAGAAGAAGGAGAAGGAGAAAGAGAAGAAGGCAGCGGCAGCAGCAGCUGUGGCUGCUGCAGAGGAAAAACAGGAUGAAGUAAUAAAGCCUGAGCCAACUGAGGGAAAAAAGAAUGAAGGGAAGAGUAAAGGGGCUGAUAAGAAAUUGCCAAAACAUGUUAGGGAGAUGCAAGAGGCACUUGCUCGGCGAAAAGAAUUGGAAGAGAGAACGAAAAGGGAACAGGAGGAGAGGUUGAAGAAGGAGGAAGAGGAGCGGCUUAGGCAGGAAGAGCUUGAGAGGCAAGCAGAGGAAGCUAAGCGUAGAAAGAAGGAAAAGGAAAAAGAGAAAUUACAGAGGAAGAAAGCGGAGGGCAAGCUUUUGACUACAAAGCAGAGGGAAGAGGCUCGGCGGUUGGAAGCUAUGAGGAACCAGAUACUUGCUAAUGCAGGGGUGCCUCUUCCUUCUGCAGACACCGUUGUACAAACUAAACGACCCAAGUAUCAGAAUAAGAAGCAAAAACCAACUCACCAACAAGCAAAUGGUGCUGCCCCUGAUGAGGGAGUGGAGAAUGUAGAAGCAAAGGAAGAACCACAAGAGACUGUGACCAAGAUGAAUUUAGUAGAUUCAGACAAAGUUGAUGAGGAAUCAAUGGAUGUUGAGGAGGAAUCUGGAGUUGCUGAGGCUGGCGAAGAGAAUGGGUUGGAAGAAGAUGACGAUGAGGAUGAAUGGGAUGCAAAGAGCUGGGAUGAUGUUGCUGUUAAUCUUUCUAUUAAAAGUGCAUUUGCUGAUGAAGAGGCCGACUCUGAGCCUGAACCAGUGGUGAAAAGAGAGACAAAGGGUGCAGUACCAACUUCUCGCAAUUCUGCACCUCCUGCAACUGUCAAGCCAACAGUUGCUGCUAAGAGAAAAGAAGUACUGGUUUCAGAGGCUACCUCCAAGCAGAGUGAAGAUAACCUUCGAUCCCCGAUUUGCUGCAUCAUGGGCCAUGUUGAUACUGGUAAAACCAAGUUGUUGGAUUGUAUACGAGGCACUAAUGUUCAGGAAGGUGAAGCUGGAGGUAUCACCCAACAGAUUGGUGCAACAUAUUUUCCUGCUGAGAACAUACGCGACAGAACCAAGGAACUGAAAGCUGAUGCUAAACUGAAGGUCCCCGGGUUAUUGGUUAUUGAUACCCCUGGGCACGAAUCAUUCACUAAUUUAAGAUCGCGGGGUUCGGGUUUAUGUGAUAUUGCAAUUUUGGUUGUCGAUAUUAUGCAUGGUUUGGAGCCACAAACAAUAGAAUCACUUAAUCUUUUAAAAAUGAGGAAUACGGAAUUCAUUGUUGCAUUGAAUAAGGUGGAUAGGCUCUAUGGCUGGAAAGUAUGUCGCAAUGCACCAAUUGUGAAGGCCAUGAAGCAGCAAUCUAAGGAUGUACAAAAUGAAUUCAAUAUGAGGCUCACUCAGAUUAUCACUCAGUUCAAAGAGCAGGGAUUAAAUACUGAAUUGUACUAUAAAAAUAAGGAAAUGGGGGAAACUUUCAGCAUUGUGCCUACAAGUGCUAUUAGUGGCGAAGGCAUCCCAGAUUUGUUAUUAUUAUUAGUUCAAUGGACUCAGAAAACUAUGGUUGAGAAACUUACAUACAGCAGUGAAAUGCAGUGUACUGUGUUGGAGGUCAAGGUUGUUGAAGGUCAUGGGACAACUAUUGAUGUUGUAUUAGUUAAUGGUGUGCUUCAUGAAGGAGAUCAAAUAGUUGUUUGUGGCAUGCAGGGGCCUAUUGUUACCUCAAUUCGAGCUUUAUUAACACCCCAUCCAAUGAAGGAACUCCGAGUUAAGGGGACUUAUCUGCACCAUAAGGAAAUCAAGGCUGCAAUGGGUAUCAAGAUCACAGCGCAGGGCCUUGAGCAUGCUAUUGCUGGGACUGGUCUUUAUGUUGUAGGGCCUGACGAUGAUAUAGAGGAUGUUAAGGAAUCUGCUAUGGAAGAUAUGAAGUCAGUCAUGAGCAGGAUUGAUAAGACUGGUGAGGGAGUUUAUGUACAAGCAUCUACCUUAGGAUCUUUGGAAGCAUUGCUGGAGUUUUUGAAGUCCCCAGCAGUAAAAAUUCCUGUUAGUGGUAUAGGCAUAGGCCCUGUGCAUAAAAAGGAUGUCAUGAAGGCAAGUGUAAUGCUUGAAAAGAAAAAAGAAUAUGCUACCAUCCUGGCGUUUGAUGUCAAAGUUACACCAGAGGCCCGGGAACUCUCAGAUGAACUUGGUGUGAAGAUUUUUAUUGCUGAUAUCAUAUAUCACUUAUUUGAUCAAUUUAAAGCCUAUAUUGAUAAUCUCAAGGAGGAAAAGAAGAAGGAAGCUGCUGAUGAUGCAGUUUUUCCAUGUGUUCUUAAGAUUUUACCAAACUGCAUUUUCAACAAGAAGGAUCCAAUUGUAUUGGGGGUUGAUGUCGUUGAAGGAAUUGCUAAGGUUGGGACUCCAAUUUGUGUUCCUGUAAAGGAUUUCAUUGAUAUUGGAAAAAUUGCAUCGAUUGAAAAUAACCAUAAACCUGUGGAUAUUGCGAAGAAAGGGCAAAUGGUUGCAAUUAAGAUAGUUGCCUCCAGCUCUGACGAGCAGCAAAAGAUGUUUGGUAGGCAUUUUGAGGUUGAGGAUGAGCUUGUGAGCCACAUCUCAAGGAGGUCGAUUGAUGUACUCAAAGCUAAUUAUAGGGAUGAUCUGUCGAUCGAGGAGUGGAGGCUGGUUGCGAAAUUGAAGACUGUGUUCAAGAUACAAUGAAGAGGCACAUAUCACCAAAAGUAGCUUUUCAAGAUCCAAGGGAGUUUGUUUCAUACAAAGAUGCAAAGGAAUGUGGUGGAGAAAGAAGAAAAAGGGUUCAAAGUCAAAUCAUUUGGGUCACUCAGGGAAGAUUAAUGGAGUGGAGAAUGUGUUACAUUGUGUUGCGAGAAAGCCCUUCUUGUCUGUGGAAUUGGUUUGAUUUUUGUGAAAAUCAUGUGGUUUGUAAUUUUUGUAGCGGUAUAAGAAAGAGGUUGUAGAAGCAGGCAGUUGAGGAAAUGUAAUCGGGGAAUGAUAUCUAUAGAGGUGCCAUAUCAUGUUUGAUA